Messenger RNA from Glossina fuscipes, 2053 nucleotides. Its product is annotated as sentrin-specific protease 6-like. Gene Ontology annotation, cellular component: cytoplasm; nucleus. The record is from RefSeq and is a predicted model, not a curated record. Gene Ontology annotation, molecular function: SUMO-specific endopeptidase activity. Lineage: Eukaryota; Metazoa; Arthropoda; Insecta; Diptera; Glossinidae. Gene Ontology annotation, biological process: protein desumoylation. The coding region runs from base 143 to 1483 and encodes 446 amino acids. The transcript has 2 exons.
AAUUCAAAAGGAAUACGGAUUGUAGCUCCUUUUCAAGAAAAUCCCAACGAGAUGUGCACUUUGAAUAUUUACAAAAAAGAGCUGCGCUCAAUAUAUCAAAAAUGUCUUAAGAGUAUCUGAUGUUCCAGCCUUACUUGAAGAAAUGACGAAUUUUUCAACUGUUCUGCAUCAAGCACGUGUCAUUAUUUUGCAACUGGAUUCCAUUGAUGAUCAUACUGGCAGCAUUAUUCGCUCUAUAUGGAAUUCCCUCGAUGAAAUAUCCUUUUCUGAUGCACAGAGAUUCCUACAGCGGGCAACUCAAUCGGAUCCCAAAUUUGUUGGUCACAACGGAACCAAUGAAACUAAUUUAAGCAUUACGCAAUUGCAAUCCAACGAUAAUCGACAAUUAUUGAUCUAUCCCCCUGGAAGAGGUGGUAUUUCCAUUAAAACAAUAGAUUAUUUGUGUUUGGCUACUGAUCAAUAUGUAAACGAUAUCAUAAUUGAUUUCUAUUUAAAGUGGUUUUACGAUCGCAUUUCCAAAGUUGAAAGGGCUCGUACUUUUAUAUUUAGCGCACUUUUCUAUCAAACUUUGUCCACUUUUGCGAGAGACAUAAAUUUCCACAAACAUGUGAAUGAAACCGAUGAUGAGAAAAGCUAUGUUCGUGUUCGAAAUUGGACGAAGAAUGUGAAUCUUUUUGAAAAGGAUUUCAUAAUUGUACCCAUAAACGAAAAUUCUCAUUGGUUUUUAGCCAUUAUAUGCUUUCCAAGCCUUAAAGGUCCGGUAACAUUUGACACUCAUCUUCCGUUUGAAAUGCCACGGUUGCCGAAACGUCAUCGAGAAAACGACUGCGGUGAGGCUAAUGUUUACGUUACAGGGGAUGAGAGCCUGGGAUCAACAUAUAUCAGUCCAGUAAAUAACUCACCAGAACCCAUCAAGCAACCCUUAAUUUUAAUUUUUGAUUCGUUUGCCGUUACAUCACACAAGGGCGUUAUGGCUGCUCUGCGAGAUUUUCUGAGCUGUGAGUAUAAAGUGAAACUACCCGGAAUGCCGCCUACCAUUUUUAACAAGUACAACAUGCCCGGCCACCACGUAAAAGUUCCUCAGCAAAAUAAUUCUACGGAUUGCGGUUUGUACUUGCUGCAGUAUGUGGAAGAGUUUUUCAACAAUCCUAUACGGGAUUAUCGUAUCCCAAUUAAACAUUUGGCCAAUUGGUUCGACACAAUUACGGUGAGUCGUAAACGGGAAGAUAUAGCCAAUUUGCUACAAAAACUUGUAAAUGAACGUAAAGAAUGCAACAAUAAAAUUUUACUGCCUAACAUACCAUUUCCCACACUUAAUGGGCAGCUGAUUGAACCAAAGAGGUGCGGUAGUCAAUUCGAAAUGGAAGAAAUGAGUAAAGGGAGUUCCAUAAUCGCAACUUCAGAUGAUCCAGAUGAUGAAACGAGAUUAUCUGGAGAUGAUACGUGUAGAAGUAAGAGAUUAAGAUGUGUCAGCCCAAAAUAGUCUUACGUUGAAUGCAUUUUGAUGCCACCGUUCUUUGUUCAUUGAGUUUACUCCUACUUUCCUACUAUUAAUUAAAAACUAAUUAAAUUCUUUAUUUAUUUAUAGCAAAACAUUUUUCUAAAAAGAAUUUAUAUUAACAUAUACCUGUCUUGUUUCGUAUUUUUAUACGAUUUGAACGCGUUCCUCCAAAUCCCAUAUUGAAUAUUAUAUCUUCUGUUUAAAAAAAAGAAAAUGAAAAAGUAUUUCGGCGUUCGAUGUUGAUUGUUUGGUUAAGUAAAACGAAAAAAAGGGUAGAAAAAAACAUGGGUCACACUUUUAAGCUCAUCUCAAGAUUGAAAAGGCCCCAAUAUUUCAAAAGGUUCGCUGUCGUUCAAAAAUUAACUAAACUUUUAAGCUUUGUUUAAACUUUAUAGUAAUUAUGUAAAAAUUUUGUUCUUUUGGUUAAGUCUUUUGGAAAUUUUCAUAUUUUGAGAAAAUUGAUUACUUAUAAUAUUUGAAACCUUUCCAUAGAUUUACUUACUGUGGUGUUUUUUCUUCAACUCUGCUUUUAAUUGGCCAUUUUGCUAAUUC